UCAGUUUUCCACAAACAUUUAACAUAAGAAAAACUGCAGAAUAUUAUGUGAAUACUUGCAUAAUUUUCCACUUGAUAAAUUUUAUACCAGUCAAACACUUAGCUAAAUGAAUUCACCCAAAAAUGGCGAAACAGUGAAGAACACGUAGCUGGUUGAUUAUCAAGAACUACUCCAGCCCACAGCGGGGCCACAGCUGGCCCCGGCGACUCUCUCUGUUGGUCCAUUCCCAUAUUCAAUUUUUCUGCCGAAGACUUUGUGACAUCGAUGACACCUUUAUUGUUCGUCCCAAGAAGACAAUUAAUAAUUCGUCGUCGUCGAUUUGUGGCAAACGGACACUCAAUCGUUGGUCUCCCGCCAUGAAUUCUUGCUCACCUCCUCUUCUCUUCCUCCUGCUUCUACCAGUAAUACUUUCACCACUCGCCACCGCUCAGCAGCCCGAGUUCAUCGUCAAAGUCUGCUCCGACGCCGGGAACUACACCGCCGGCAGCACGUACCGGCGAAACCUGAACACCGUCCUCUCCUCGCUCGCCUCCGACGACCGAACCACCACCGGGUUCUACAACGUCUCGUCGGGCCAAUCCCCGGACCGGGCCGACGCUAUCGGGCUCUGCCGCGGCGACGUCGGGCUGGGCGACUGCCGAAGCUGCAUCGCCAACGCCACGGGCCGGAUCCUCCUGGACUGCCCGGCCCAAAAGGAGGCGGUCGGGUACUACGACUUCUGCAUACUCCGGUUCGCGAACCGGUCCAUCUACGGCGUCCGGGCCCAGAACGCGGUUACCUAUUUCUUGAGCAACAACAACAACGCGUCCGACCCGGCCCAGUUCAACACCGCCUUGGAGAGGCUGCUGAGGCGGCUCCGCGGCCAGGCGGCGGCGGGGACCUCCGUGAAGAAAUUCGCCACGGGGACGGAGCGGGAGGGGUUCGUCACCAUCUACGGGCUCGCGCAGUGCAGCCCCGAUUUAUCGGGGACUCUCUGCGACGACUGCCUCGUCGAGGCCAUCGGCCAGGUCCCGAAUUGCUGCGGCGGGAGAGUCGGAGGACAGAUCUUGAAACCUGAUUGCCAGGUGAGGUUCGAGACUUCUCGAUUUUAUACCGAAUCGCCGCCGCCACCGCCACCGCCACCGCCGCCACCGCCACAGUCUCUGUCUCCACCGCCGAGACCACCGGCUACUUCCCCGCUGCCACCUCCGGAUGGAGGCGGAGGAAGUAAGAAUUGGGGUAGGAUUAUAGCUAUUGUGAUUCCGAUCGUUGGCGCCGCCGUGAUCGGCUUCAUCUUCAUCUUGUGCUGCCGCCGGAGACUGAAGAAGUCGAGACUCCCGAACCAGAGGUCAAGCCAUCUCGACGCAACUGCCGACGAAAUCAGCAGUGAAGGAUGGUUGCAAUACGAUUUCGAAACGAUUCAAGCCGUGACAAACGAUUUCGCCUACCAAAACAAGCUCGGAGAAGGUGGAUUCGGAGUCGUCUACAAGGGGGUGUUGUCGAGUGGUGAAGAAGUAGCUGUGAAGAGGCUGGGAAAAGAUUCAGGACAAGGUGAUUUAGAGUUCAAGAAUGAAGUCAAGCUGGUGGCAAAGCUUCAACACAGGAAUCUCGUCAGGCUUCUUGGAUUCUGCUUGGAAGGGAGAGAGAGGCUUCUUGUCUACGAGUUCGUUCCCAAUGCUAGUCUCGACCAAUUCCUCUUUGAUCCGGAUAAACGAGCGCUUUUGAACUGGGAGAGACGAUAUAAGAUCAUUGCUGGCAUAGCACGAGGGAUGGUCUACCUUCACGAGGAUUCUCGGUUAAGAAUUGUCCAUCGGGAUUUGAAAGCCAGCAAUAUCUUGUUGGAUGCCGAGAUGAACCCGAAGAUUGCAGAUUUCGGAAUGGCGAGGCUGUUUGAUAUGGAUGAGACUCAGGCAAAUACCAACAGAAUUGUCGGGACCUAUGGAUACAUGGCUCCGGAGUACGCAAUGCAUGGGCAAUUCUCGAUGAAGUCGGACGUGUUCAGUUUUGGAGUGCUUGUUUUGGAGAUUGUGAGCGGGCAGAAGAACAGUUACCUCCAAGGUGGCUCGAGCAUGGAGGAUCUCUUGAGUUAUGCAUGGAAGAACUGGAGGAACGGGACAUACACGAGCCUCGUAGAUCCGUCUCUGGGGAACAAUGUCUCGGGCACAGAGAUCGCGAGGUGCAUCCACAUCGGGCUGCUGUGCGUGCAGGAGAACGUGAACGACAGGCCGACCAUGGCCACCGUGGCUCUGAUGCUGACGAGCCAUUCGAUGACUCUGCCGCUGCCUUCCAAGCCGGCGUUCUUCAUGAACACCGGCACCGGCGGGGAUUCUUCAUCGUGGGGAUACAGCAGCACUUCCAGGGAGGCAAUGGGUUCUUCUCCUUCUGUUGAAGCGCUUCCUUUGUCGAGAAAUGACGCUUCCAUAACUGAGCCGUAUGCUCGUUGAGAUCAAAAUGUGUGAUAUAUUGUUGGCUAUUGUUUUUGUAAAAUGUUAUAUAGUGCUUAACUCGCGGAUCAGUUGAGGAUUAGGGGGUUGAUUAAUUUUUUUUUUUGUUGUUGAUAAGAAGGCGUUUGAUCAAUUUUUUUUUUUGUCAUAGAUAGUUUGUAAUAGAUAGAGUGUUACAAUGCAGUGGAAAUAUAAAGGCGGUUGUCAACCAACUGGGUUGCUACCGAUGCAAGGGCCGUUUGUUUUAAAUAAAUAAUCAGGAUUCAUUGAAUUCUAUCAUUAAAUUUGUUUA
Messenger RNA from Linum tenue, 2715 nucleotides. Lineage: Eukaryota; Viridiplantae; Streptophyta; Magnoliopsida; Malpighiales; Linaceae. The record is from the annotation of a GenBank genome assembly.